AAUGGCCAAACCCCUUUACGCAGUCUCUAAAAACCAACCAUCAUUUGAAUGGUCUGCGGAAGCUGAGCAGGCAUUCCAACAGAUAAAGAGAGCCCUCCUAUCGGCCCCAGCUCUAGGACUGCCCGAUAUCUCUAAGCCUUUCUACUUAUAUGUGGACGAACAUAAAGGCAUAGCCAAGGCAGUGCUAACCCAGCAUCUAGGUCCAUGGCCCAGACCAUUGGCCUAUCUCUCAAAAAAACUGGACCCUGUAGCCGCAGGAUGGCCCCCUUGUCUCCGGAUAAUAGCGGCUACAGCCCUAAUGGUUAAAGAUGCUGAUAAGCUAUCCCUGGGCCAAGAGUUACAUGUCACCACACCCCACGCCAUCGAAGGAGUGCUCAAGCAGCCCCCCGAUAGGUGGAUGAGCAAUGCCCGGAUGGUCCACUAUCAGGGACUCCUGUUAAAUCCCUUGCGGAUCACAUACACCUCUCCCUGAACUCUAAACCCGGCCUCCCUGCUACCCGACCCUGACCUGGACUCCCUGCUCCAUGACUGUGCCGACAUCCUAGCACAGAUCCAUGGAAUAAGGGAAGAUCUACAGGACCGGCCCUUACCUGGUGCUGAGGUCACCUGGUUCACGGACGGAAGCAGUUUCAUCCAUCAAGGACAGAGGUAUGCGGGGGCAGCAGUGACAUCCGAGACUGAAGUAAUAUGGGCAGAGGCUCUGCCCCCAGGAACUUCUGCCCAAAGGGCAGAACUGAUUGCCUUGACACAAGCAUUAAAAAUGGGGCGGGACCGCAAAGUGACUGUAUAUACAGACAGCCGGUAUGCCUUUGCCACAGCCCAUAUACAUGGGGCAAUAUACCGUGAGAGGCGACUACUCACUGCUGAAGGCAAAGAUAUAAAAGAUAGAGAUGAAAUUCUGGCCCUAUUGGUCGCUAUUUGGGCCCCUAAGAAACUGGCCAUAGUACAUUGCCCGGGUCACCAAAAAAUAACUGAUCCAAUCUCUCGAGGAAAUAACCUAGCUGACCAAACUGCACGCCAGGUAGCGCAAAAACCCAUCCCAGUAUUACCUGCGCAGCUACCAGACCCAGGGCCCCGAGAUUUACCCCCACAGCCUGAAUACUCAGAAGAUGAUCUUAUCUGGAUGCGCAAGCUCCCAAUGACCGGAGUUACAGAUGGAUGGUGGAGGGACUCCAGAGACCACCUUAUCCUUCCCGAAAAAUUGGGCCACGCAAUCCUGACAAAAAUACACCACUCUACCACUUGGGGCCCCGAAGACUUCAAGAUCUCAUCAGACAAUCCAAACUGGUAUUAAGAAACAUCUCUGACCAGACAGAAAGGGUUGUCACAGCCUGUUCUGCAUGUCAACUCCAGAAUGCACACCCACAUGCUACAGCCCAAGGCCACCGUAAAAGAGGAACCCUACCAGGAGCCCACUGGGAAGUGGACUUCACCGAGGUAAAGCCUGGCAAAUACGGCUAUAAAUACUUACUAGUGUUCAUAGACACCUUUUCAGGAUGGACUGAAGCCUUCCCAACCAAGAAGGAAACGGCGCAGAUUGUAGCCAAAAAGAUCCUAGAAGAAAUCCUGCCCAGGUAUGGUUUUCCAGUAAUGAUAGGGUCAGACAAUGGAUCUGCAUUCGUCUCUAAGGGCCCUACAGCGAGUUCAUGAGGCCGUGUGGCCUAAACUAAGAGAACUGUAUGAGACGGGGCCCCCAUCCACACCUCAUCAGUACCUCCCGGGAGACUGGGUCCUGGUCAAACGACACCGACAAGAAAACCUCGAACCCAGAUGGAAAGGACCUUACCAGAUCACCCUGACAACUCCCACCGCCAUCAAGGUAGAUAACAUCCCUACCUGGAUUCACCACACCCAUGUUAAACCUGCUGACCCGCUGUCAGACCUCGUGGGACACACUGACAAAAAAACUGCUUGGACUGUAGACCGGAGUAAGAACAACCCCCUCAAACUAACCUUGCGCCGUACUCUCCCUAAACAUGAUCAAGAUAAUGAUCAUUAUCCUGCUAGCCCUAAACUUCAAACCCCUGAAGGGGACACUGAAUGCCCCCAUUGAUAAACAGGCAUUGCUACAAGCCCUAUAUGGAAGGCCCUGUGAUUGCAAAGGUGGCAUAGUUACCACCAUUGCUCUGCCACAUAGUAAAAGGAUAGUAGCUGGCUCCGUAGGACGAGGGGGUCUACAGCGGCACUACACCCAAACCCAAGACUGUGGGACCACAAUCGCUUACCUCACCCAGACUUAUGGCAGCACAGGAUUCAAAAAGCAGCAAUGGUUAUGUGUUAACAAACCCGAGCCCCUACCCCCCAUGACAGAAUGCCCUUGCAAAACUUUCCAGGAGUCGAUACACAGUUCUUGUUAUGACUCCUAUCAGCAAUGUAUAGGGCCAGAUAAUGCUACUACCUACUUUACGGCCAUCCUACAAAGUACCAGAGCAGCCAUAGCCAGUGAUGACAAUAAGCAAAUCCUGGCUGGCUGCCGUGGCUCAGUCGGAGCCGCCGUCUGCUGGAACCCUCGAGCCCCCAUACAUGUGUCAGACGGUGGAGGGCCCCAAGACGCUGUUAGACAAAUUGAGACGCAAAAGAAACUUAAAGACCUCAUGAAACAUAUGUAUCCACAGCUUAACUACCACCCCCUAGUUCUCCCUAGGCACAGCCCUUACGAGUUAGACCCUCAGGCAAUGUCUAUCCUAGAAACCACCUUCUCACUCUUAAACACCUCUAACCCAAUUUUAGCCCAAGAUUGCUGGCUGUGCCUACCCCAACAAGCUCCCCGGCCCAUCGCCAUCCCCACCAUAGUUAAUAUUAGCAUAACCAACGACUGCUUCCCCUCUUCCCUACCUGAACCCUUCCCCAUUCAGUUCAUUAGUCCGUUCAACGCAUCUUGCUUCAUAAGUAACCUUACCUCUCAGAACAACAGCAUAGAUGUAGGAAUCACAUCCCUUGCCCAAUGCCACCAGUACAUCACUAUCAGCUCCUCCCUAUGCAGUACUAACACCACUGUAUUCGUCUGUGGGAAUAACCUAGCCUACACCUACCUCCCCCAUAAUUGGACUGGAAUAUGUGUCCUGGCCACUCUGUUACCAGAUAUUGACCUGGUUGCAGGGAAGACCCCCAUGCCCAUCCCUAGUCUGGACUUUGUAACUGGCAGAUCCAAGCGAGCUGUGGCUGUAAUCCCCCUCCUAGCGGGUCUAGGAAUUACAGGUGCAGUAACUACUGGGACAGCAAAAUUAGGAGUCUCUAUACACUCCUAUCUGCGACUCUCCCGUCAACUAAUUGACGAUGUCCGAGCCUUGUCAGGGACAAUCCAAGAUCUGCAAGACAAGCUAGAUUCCCUAGCAGAAGUAGUGUUACAAAAUAGAAGGGGUUUAGACCUACUAACCGCAGAACAAGGUGGCAUCUGUUUAGCCCUACAAGAAAAAUGUUGUUUCUAUGCCAACAAAUGAGGAAUAGUUCGGACCAAAAUUAAACAGCUCCGGGAGGAGGACCUCGCGCGCUGACGAAAAGAACUGGCCGAAAACCCACUUUGGUCAGGGCUCCAUGGGUUUCUUCCCUACCUGCUUCCCCUUUUAGGUCCCCUACUAUGCCUCCUUCUCCUUUGUACUGUCGGCCCCAUUAUAAUUAACAAAAUAAUGAAUUUUGUCAGAGAUAGACUAAACACCAUUCAGGUUAUGGUCCUUAGGCCGCAGUAUCAGCCCCUGGACACGGAAAACGAGCUUGAUUAGCUAACACUGUAGGACCCAAGAUUGGCUCCUUGGGUACUUGAAAAAGGGGGGAAUGAGAAGCCUAAGAAAAUUGAAACUUAAUCAGCUUGUUCCGCUUCUGUACAAUUGCUUGGCGCGCCCGCGAACUCCUGCCCAAUCGGUGCAUUACCGUACCCCCCAGCUUAAUGUCAACCAAUCAACUCCCCCGCUGACUGGAAAUCCCCCAAACUGUUUACCUCGGCCUAUAAAAAGCCUGCGCAAACUCCCCUCGGGACCUCGGAGCAUCACUGUUCGUGAAUGCAUAGGAGGUCCAGGUUCGAACCUGAAAUAAACGGCCCUUGCCGCUUGGCUUUGA
Felis catus (domestic cat) is the source of this 4053-nucleotide messenger RNA. RefSeq names its product syncytin-1-like. The transcript is spliced from 2 exons. The coding region runs from base 1977 to 3440 and encodes 487 amino acids. Gene Ontology annotation, biological process: DNA integration. Lineage: Eukaryota; Metazoa; Chordata; Mammalia; Carnivora; Felidae. The record is from RefSeq and is a predicted model, not a curated record. Gene Ontology annotation, molecular function: nucleic acid binding.